AUGGCGGACUGCGCUCCACUAUUAGAUGAGGAACUCUCGUCCUUUGUCUUCAAUUACCUGACAGACAACUCCGGCAGCCAGUAUGGGGAGGAGGAGGUGUGUUCGGACCGCCUGGACACUGACUUCCCGGACAUCGACCUCUCCCAGCUGGACACCAGUGACUUCGACAGCGUCAACUGUCUCAGCGAGCUGCAGUGGUGCAACGACCAGGCCUCAGACGCGUCGCCAGCCUCCAUCCACUACAGCACGGCAGAUGAGCUCUUUGAGAUAGAAGAGGAGAAUGCGGCCCUGCUCGCCGCCCUCACCGACAGCUUGGAUGGCAUGGUGGACGCCGAGGUGGACGGGCUCUCCGUCUUCCCCGCCCUGGGGGAGGAGCCCGACCAGCAGGACGAGGACAGUCUUCCUCUCGGCGCUGAGGACUUCAGCCAGUCGCUGGGCUCCGAGACCGAGGAAUCUCUGCUGAUGAAGCUGCUGCGGACUCCUCCCAACGUGCCCUCUGGCACCGACGCACACAAAGAUGGAGUCCAUGGCCACCGCUACAGCAGCAGAAGCCUGCAGCCUCGGCCGGUCAGACCUCUGGUCAAGACUGACCUUCGUCCGGAGCGGAAGCCCCGGGCCGUGCGUCCAGCGGGACGCCUCUGCACCGAGCUCCACCGCCACCUCACCACCGCCAAGGACACAGAGGACGCGCCGGCCCCCGACACAGAGGAGGACGAAGAGGAGGACGAGGACAGUGAGUCGGAGGAGGAUGAAGAGGAGGAAGGGGAGGAGGAAGAGGAGGAGUCUUCCAGCAGCGAGGUGGAGGGCCCGGUGGUGGCGGCCUCCGUCCCAGCCGAGCCCCUGAAGCCCCAGUUCAGCUCAGAGAAGGAGCUGCGCUCGGUGGUGGAGCUGAUCACCUACAUGCACACCUACUGCCUGCCCACGCGCAAGCAGCAGGGCUGGGAGCGCAAGGACCAGCCCAGGUCCCGGGCCCGGCCCGAGGCCUCCCGCCCGGCCGCCACAAACUCUGUCAGCAGAGUUGUCUUGGUGUCCGCUCCGGGGACGAGUGGGGGUUUGGCUGGGACGGGCAGCGGCGCCCCCAGGAGGCUCCCCUUUGCGAGGAAGAGGGAGAUGAAGGCGAACUCCCUUCUCCGUGAGCUCCUGCAGCAGAGCAGCUCUUACGAUGUGAGCAAGCCUUACAGACUGCACAGCCCCCCCUACUCCCACUGCCCGAUCCGACCCGCUCCCUUUGCCCCGGCUAAAUCACACCCUGCCCCGUCCCAGAUCUACACUGCCCCGAAAUCAGAGCUACGUAAAGACUACUCGUCCCCCGAGAGGAGACACCGCUCGUGCGAGGCGCCUCAAACACCGGAGGAGGAGGACAGCGGCUCCUUCUCGGUGCGGCGCUCCCGGCGCCUGGCCUCUUUCCCCAGCCGCUUCGCCAAGAGGCUGCGGCCAGGACGAGCGCGGGAGGGAGAGGGGAGGGACAGGCAGGACAGGGAGGAGGAAGGAGCAGGGUUCAAACUCCUUCCGACCCAAGCAGGAGGUGGAACCACGACUGAGGCCCGGCCAGAACCGCUCACGUCCGGCGUUGGUGCGAUGGAACAGACCAAUGCCUGUUGCCACAACGAAAAGCGAGCCUGUCUCUGUCUGCCUCUGAAUCCCAAAUCCACAGGAGAGUCCCAGUUCAGCACCAAGCCUUUUGAGCAGACGCUCAGUGUGGAUCUGUGUGGAACGGCAGGUCUCACCCCUCCCACCACCCCGCCUCACAAACCAGUGGAGGACGAGCUCUUCAAGCCGGCAGAGGGAGGAAAGGUCAGCGCGGGGUCGGGCGGCGGCAGCAGCGACGACGGCGGCGGCGGCGGCGGCGGUGACUCUGUUCAUCCGGCAUCGAACGCAAACGUUGCCACGAAGGGCUCGUCCUGGCUGAGCCGCGCCCACCACCAGAGGAAGCUUCCGGAGCAGAAGGAGCUGUACGCCCAGCUGCGGCGCAUGGGCCAAGCGGGCGAAAGCGACACCCAGCGCGACUUCGGUGACCACGACUACUGCGCGCUGAGCCUCGGGGAGAGCCGCAAGCGCAGCGCCGCCAUGCUGGGCACCAUGCUGCAGGCACAGGCCGGGGGGGAUGCACCCAGAGCAGCUGACGAUCAGGUGGCGGGUGGGAAGGAGAAGGGGGAGGGGCCGGUGAUGUCACAGGACGCAGAGCCGAAGGAGCAGCGGGCGACCUUGAUGAUAUCGUCCUCGCCGCCGCCCGAGUCCAAGUCGGCGUCUCGCUCAUCGUCGCCCAUCCCAGCGUGUCCGGACUCCCCCGCCAGCAAGACAGACUCCAGUGAGAACUCCGAGAUCUGUCCCGACGACAAGCAGAGGAGCAAAGCCAAGUCUGACGAGGACAACUGCCAGGUGUUCUACAUCCACAACCUGCCGAGCAGCGUGACCCAGAACAUGCUGAGGAAACGCUUCCAGGUGUUCGGCAAACCGGAGGACUGCAAGGUCAUCAUCUGCAACGAGGAGCGCUGUGGGGUGAUAAAGAUUCGCCAAGGAGGAGGUCAAAGACACUGGAGAGAACAGGAAACACUUUUCCAAAACGGACCUGCGGGCCUGAGGAGGCUGUCGAGGAAACGCUACAUAGACCUUGAUGAGGCCGGUCCGGGUCCCGUCAAGAGCAAGUACGAUGCACUGGACUUUGACACUCUGCUGAAGGAAGCCCAGAAGUCGCUCCACCGCUGACAGCACAGCGCCCUUGACUGGCCAGCCUUAGUGAAGCGCAGCAACAUCCCUGCGACUUCACUGCUCCGCCCUCAGAAAGGCCUCUGGGUACCUCCAUGCAAGGCAACCUCGCAAAAUGUUUACAUUUUUACCAUUGGAAUAAAGUAAGGACCUUGUUGUUUUUUUAAGUUUCUUUCACCGGAGGAUACUGCUUAGAAACGAGGAAGCCACCGGGAGUCCGGACGGGCGAAGAGACAAAUGGAGGGAAUAAGACUUUUAUCAGCACUGGUACAACAACCACAAACAGAAACGAUACAGUUGUCUGCUGAACAACAACAACAAAGCUGCUUCCUGUCUGUGUUGGUGACAUCAUCGCCCUGCCUUGGAAGCGCGGGUGUGAGAGACCUCUGUAGCAAAUCCUUGCUAACCCUGCAUUGCGUUGGUCGUCGUGGUGUGUGUGUGUGUGUGUUUCCGCGUGUGUGCGUGUUCUUUGUUCAGUUUGUUUUGUAAAAAAAAAGAAAGUUAAAAAACUCCCGUUUUCCAACCGGGGGGGAGGGGAGGGGUGAAUCCGCCGCGUUCACCGUGAAGUCUAACAAAAAAAAUUGACCCUGCUUUGUUUUAGCGAAAAAAUGUGGAUGUUAUAAAUUUUAAAGAUCUAUUGUGUGUGUGUUAUUGACAAAGAAUAUAACAAAAGAACAUUUAACGUAAUCAUAAUGAUGACUGAUAAAAAGUUUACAAAUCUAAAAUGAAGAAGAAAAAAAUCACCUUUUUUUCUUUUCUGUAAUUGUAGUGCUUCCUUGAUUUGAUCUAUGCACUGUACGGGGGGGAACUGUCUCCGCUGGCAUCCACUUCCCCUGGGAAUCGAACCUCUGACUCUGACAUCUGAAUAGAUACGGGCUUAUACUACUGGCUGCUGCAGGCUCUGUGUGAUGGGCGCUUCGGUUAUUAAGACCCUGACUGGGAUUGUGGGGGGGGGAAUUUACCUUGUGAGUGAUUCCGGCCAACUCAAACAAAACUGUUGCUUGGAAAGUUCUUACUUUGAAUGUGUCACACGGUGUGAUUUGUUAAAAUAGGCAAAUUUGACAUCGUAAACUAUCAUUAAGUGUAGUUAUUUAAAAAAAAAAAAAAAAAAGAAGCUUAUUAGAGACAAUUUUCGGGCUACUGCAAGAAAUUGUAGUUUUUAGGCGAGUUAACAAUUCAGGGUUAGGUUUGGAGUCAGUUGGGAUAGAAUCAGGUUGAUUUAAUGGAUUACGUCAGUAAUUUCCUUGAACCGUUGGCAUUUUCUUGUUUUGGUCCAGUAACGGUCACACAUCCAUCCUAGACGUUAAAUCGUUGUUGUCACCGUUACUCGAAAACUCGAUUGCUUUGAAAACACAAAAAAAAUCUCCAGAGAAAAUGUGACAAAACUAUAUUUUGUGCUACAGCGGCCGACACCGGGUAAAUUUCUUCCCCAACUCUCGACGGGUCUUGAUGCAUCCUAAUGACCCCCCCCCCCCCCCCCCCCAACGCCACAGCCAAUGCAACAGUUACUGUUUACAAUUGGACUGCAGCAAGCGGAACGACAAUGGGGGAAACAGGGAUGGUAGCCAUCUGCGCUUUUGUACCACACCCGAUAUGAAUUCAUCACAACCGCACUUUGACCAGAACCAGUCCGGUUUUCCAUCACAUAGGAAACCAUCAGUCGUUACAGGACCUGUGAAUAGAUGUUCUAUUUGGAUUGUCCGGGAUUCCCUCGUUUCUCUGCGACGUUGGCUCUUGUAAUGACAUUUCAAACACUACAGACCAAUUUGCUGCAUUUAAUCCAAAUGGAAUGUAUUUAACAAUCUGAAUGUAAUCAUCGCGUUUUCCCCAUUUCUGCUUGCCCAAAGAUUGUGGAGCUGUUUGGUGCUUUUCAAAAAGGGUUAGCCGCGCUCGCUCGUCCGGUCGACCGCAUGCGACCCGAUUCCAGUGGGAAGCGCAGUCUGGGUUCAGCGCCUACUUCACAGUCCUCGUGCAGCCAGUAGCAGCCAUCGUCCAAAAGCGAGAUGAAGCCUCCGAACCGGCCAAUCCGGUGACAGCGAACCGUCACAUCCGCAACACAGCCAGGGAACUAGUGAGGUGCGGGCUAGAAAGUAACAAAAAGAGCAAUCGGACAAGAAUGCGAUGUCUCGUCCGGGAGGUACUGUAUCAGCUGAGCAUCUCUACCUCACAUCCAUCCAUCCCUGUCUUCGUAUUUCUAGAUGCUCCUCCUCCUCCUCCUCCUCCUCCUCUUUUUAUAGGUCUGUCCCUCUCUGUUUUACGUCCGGUGUGUUCUCUGUGUGAGGUUUUCUCCGACGAUGGGCGGUUAUAGGUAGUGUGGGGGUUUGUGUUUGGGGUUAUUUUUAUAUAUACUUUACGACUCCCUCUACCACUGAAGUCCGUUGUAAGAGGAAUAAUCUCUUGUCUUUCUACUCUACUCUAUCCUUCGCUUGCCUCAUAACGGUUUUAAGCGUGUCCGUUUCUUGGAGUCUCAAUAGUGUGUCUUUGUGAGUGUUGUCUUUGUCUCGUGUGUUGAGUCGGACACUGCUGACGCUUGCGGGUUGGUGAGGAAGGGUCGGGAGGGGUUGAACGGUGGCGCUCGGCGGUUGGUCGUGCACCAUCCAUCCCGACUUCCCCCAUUCCUUCUCUACUCGGCUGAGGAUUUCAAUAAAACUCAGCCCCGACUCUUCCUCCGUCUCUAUCUCUAACUCUGUCGCUUUCUGUCCCCGUGGGUUCAACUCCUCGCUUCGAGGUCGACUCCAAACCCUGGUGAACUCCUCCUUUUUAACAAAUAACCGUUCUCUCCUCCCCCCCGUCCUCUUACCUUGUUCUUUCUCUAUCUAAUCAACUCCUCGGUAACACACACAAAAAAUUGAAUGUUUACAUCACUCGAUUCUCCUUUGACUUUAUUAGGAACGCACACUAAGUACAAAGGCGCCUUAUUCAGUGUUUUUAAAAGAUAUAUAUAUAGAUAUAUAUAUAACAGCAAGUGAAGUGGCCUAGAAGGAUGGACCCUCUCCAGGCUCACCGAUGUCCAAAACUAAAAACAACAAUUUAGUGCUAUACAUACUGAUUAAGAAACAAGGUUCUAGAAAACAAAAAAAGAGGAAAAGAAAUAUUUAAUUCUAACAAAACUAAUCGCAAACAACUGAAUGAGUAUUUUGUGCUUAGUAUGUAUACUACUAAAAAGUGAGAGAAUGUGCUGGUUUACAUGUUAAAAAAAAUAUAUUAUGAAUAUAUAAUGUGUAUAUAGCACUCUGCCUCAUUGUAAACAUGAAAUAUAUUGUGUGUUUUUUUGUUUUAAAGGUGGCGGGUCACAGUUUAUUGCUAAUCAGUCGGGAGGCGGUCGGGUCGCUGAGUUUAUGUUGCAGGGAGAAAAGAAGGGAAAAAUAAAUUUGCAUUGACUUCACCCAAAGUCCGACACUGUUGUAAAACGAAAGACAAAAAAAUACCAGGAUCCCUUUAGACUAUCACACUAGAAGGUUCUGUUUCUUUGCUGUUAUGAACUGACGGAAUAUUUUUUGAUUUUUUUCUUUUUUUUUCUGUUUUGUUGUUUUUAAAAAAAAGAAGCAAUUUGAGAUGCAAUACAUAAUAAUCUUAUCUUUAAGACAGCCUUUCUGAAACACUGAGGUAAUAAUGUACAGUGUGUGGUCGGCUGUUGAGCCACGACACAGGCAACCGUUUAGCUGCAGAUUCAGUAGGUUACUGUGCUGUAUGUUGACUGCUGUGAAACUAGAAAAUCAUGAAAACAAAUCGCAGGAAGAAUGUCGUCGGUUGUCUCGUAAACACGUAACACGUAUACAAAACAAGCCGCAGUAAUAUUACUCUCGCACAAAUAAUGUCCCCAGUAGUAAAACAUUGCCACAAUAUUUUCUUCGUAUUGAAAGGAAGCUGUUGUAACUAUGUUAUUACCAUGCUUUGAUGGUGCACAGGUUUGUUAGAAUCUGAGUUGCAUUGGACACUUGUAUUACAGUUAAUAAUUAUACAUGUAUAAUAACUCUGGUGGAGGAAUGUGGGAGGGAAGGAAAAAAAGAAAGCUGUCGCUGGUUUGACCCCGUUUUUUAAAUGGGUUGAUGCAGACAAGGUCGACGCUGUAGAAAUCCCAAUUUCACUGCCGAACUUUUACCGCAUCGCAAAACAAAAGAAGCAUUUGGUAGAAACACAGAUCACAGAAUCUAUAAUGGUCCAGUUCGCAGAUAGGGACACUAAAGAAGAACAGAUGCAAGGUGAAGCAGAUGAAACCAGACAAUUGACUUUGAAACUACGAUAGUACUCAGUAGAGAGCUUACUUCCACCAAAGCCCUUUCAAGAUCCCAAUUAUUGCAAUGUAGAAGAAUUUAAAAAAGAAAAACCCUUCCACCAAGUUACAUGGAUUUGUGAUCAGUAGAUUUCACGUAAUCCUUCUUCCAAAUGACAACAAACUAACCAACAGGGACAGAAACGCAAUCUUAGAGAAAGUUAAAAGGUUUGAACAAGAGGGAAAAAUUGAUGUUUAACUGUGUUUCUCAUUGAAGACCAAAAAUACGUUACAUUAAAAUACUGUUUACGAACCUUUUCACGUUACGACAGUUUCAUGUUGCAAAGCUAGUUUCCGUUGAACCUGUUGCGUCGUAGGAGAAACGUAAAGUGUCUUCAUCUAAUCCAAAAGUCAGACGUCCGUGUACGUGAGGAAACCUUGAGCCAUGAGCACGUUCUGGGAUUUCUACAGCGGCCGCCCGCCGCUGAGCCUGUGACGAGUUGUUAGAGGUGAACAUCCAAACGACUCCAUUUCUCAUCAUGGCGAGCCUUAAAUAUCAAUCGGGGGGGAAACUAAGCUACCACUAGCUUGUACUAUUUCUGUUUCAACUCCUUUCCAAUCCAAUGUGGUUAAUUAUUAAAUAAUUACUGACGUAAUUACAACUUUUUUCAAUAGCCAUAUUAUAAAAAGAUAUAUACAUAUAUAUGAAUAUAUAUAUAUUUGUGUGUUUGUGUAGAUAUCUAGAAGAUUAUAUACUUUCUUAUAGAAAACUUUGAUGUUGACCAUUCUCCUCAGUGUUUUGAGAACACGUUGACACAUUUCAACAUAAUAUCGCUGGGUCUCGGUCACAGGGCGACGGGCAACGAAUCCAAAUAGAAAAAUAAAAACCUUAUAAAAAAAACAACCUUCCGAAGGGAAUUCCCCUCAUCAGAAUGCAAUACCUUUCUUUCCAACAUUCAUUUGAGAAAAAUGGCAAGAAAAACCAUCAAAACUUGACAGGCAAGUUGACCAAAAAAAAAGUAGAGAACACUUCAAGGAUAAAGUUUUUGGCGGCUCGUGGGAUACGGGAUGUUUUCCGCAGCCGUGUCAGCUUCAGUUUUAUACACGUCAUGUGUCCGGCCCCAUGGCCCCACUUCCUUGUUUUUUACGUCACUUAACGUUUCUUUGCGUUCAGGAAAACAAUGUAUCUGUCGAGCUACGCCAUCGAACCGGCCCCAGCCAGGACAGGAGCGCUUGCAAUACCGGCUCGAGUUCGGCCUUGUGUGUGAUCUGCAAGUGGUUGUGUCACGUUUCAGCAUCAACAGUUCAUUAAAGGUUAAUCUGUGAAAACUUGACGGCAACAGUGAUGUCAAAUAGAUACUUAUAGUCGGGACUGUCAAAAUCUGCUAAAUGUGAGUGGGUGUUUUUUUUUGGGUGGAAGAAAAUACUUUGACAAAAGGGCAUACAUUGUUUUUGUUAUUACUAUUGAUUUCAUUGUCUAUUUACAUCUAAUGACUAUCAAAUUCACAAAUGAUUUUUUUUAACUUAGUUUUUGGUAAAAAACAAAAAGGUAAAUACUGCUAGUGAGAUUUUAUAUUUUUACAUAUGUUGGUUUUAUUUUGCGUUUCUUCUUUUUUUAUUUAUACGCCACUUAGUUUGGAUAUCUUUAAAUGGUGUUUUUGUUUUUUUCUUUUCUUCAUUUUGUGUGAUUUCAUGUGUCUUGAGAAUGUGGAGACAAAGGCAUUUCAGUAUUUUUGAAUUGUUAAAAUCUAGUUUCAUAGAAGCGGAAGUAUCUGAUGUUAUAAAUUAUAUUUUAAUUCAUGUAAAUAGUUUAAAACAGAAGACUUUGGCUUCCUUUUAAACUGAAUACAUUUCUCUUCAGAGAUUGUUUACAUUAUGAAACUGUAGAGAUGUGCUCCUCAUAUACUGUAAAAAGUACAUAUAUUCAUUGAUUUGCCUCCAAAAAAUAAAAUCCUAAUGAACAG
This is a messenger RNA of Platichthys flesus (European flounder), 8883 nucleotides long. RefSeq names its product peroxisome proliferator-activated receptor gamma, coactivator 1 beta (gene ppargc1b). Gene Ontology annotation, molecular function: transcription factor binding; nucleic acid binding. NCBI's taxonomy places the organism in Eukaryota, Metazoa, Chordata, Actinopteri, Pleuronectiformes, Pleuronectidae. The record is from RefSeq and is a predicted model, not a curated record. The transcript is spliced from 12 exons. Gene Ontology annotation, biological process: positive regulation of transcription by RNA polymerase II. The coding region runs from base 1 to 2706 and encodes 901 amino acids. Gene Ontology annotation, cellular component: nucleus.